CCAAACGAACUGCACAGCUCUGUCGGUUGUUCAGUGAGUGAAUGCAGCUGGAGAGACAAUAACACUGUCUGCCACACAGCCUGAAGCCGUCUCACUAUGGAUCAGCAGCAGGACUUCAUGAACUUGAGCCCCGAGGGCCACGCCCUGCAGUGCAGCUCCGCGGAGACCGUGGCCUCGGCCAUGGCCGACAUGUCCAUCGGGGACCUGGACCAGACGCCCUUCGGAGUGGAGAUAAAGAAGAACGGGGGGCCGCCGGCGCACGUGGGACCAGACGACAGCCUGACGAAAGGGUCGACAGGACCUGAGAAUGACGCAGCCCCCUCCGCCGUGGUGACAGGUCAAGAGGAGCGUGUGGCCGGGAACCUCGGCCCCAUGGAACACACUAGUGGGUCUGGCUUUGCCGAAGACGCAAGUGAAGACGGGGAGGAAGGGGAGCCCGAAAGCCCACGUGGGACACUCUGGAGUCCCGGGGGUGUCGACCCUGUUGGGAAGGACAAGCCUACACCUCUGUCCCCAGAAGAGUUUGGAUCUGAGAAGCCUGUGAAGGAAACUUCAGUUGUUAAGAUCCCAGGAGGCCACAGCCUGAGCAGUUCGGAAGAGGAGGAAGACGUUGUUGAAACCAGGGGGGCUACGAAGUCAGACCAUGAAGAGGACUUGCGGGGCACAGUCAGCCCCGACGAGCCCGCCAGUCCGUACGAGGGCGCAGGGGAGCCGACGCCGGGCCAGCUCCGCAGCUCUGUCGCUGCCGACCUCUCAGCCCUGGGCGAGAAGAGCCCGGAGGGCGAGGACGGAGGCCUGCUGCCCCUCGAUCACCUGUCACCUGACGAAGCCAAAAAAAGAGGGCUUUCUUUUGAUUACACCGAGCCCCGGGUCCAGUCUGUUCAGGGAUUCCUUGCAGGACAGGAGAACGGAGAGGACAAGAUGCCAGCAGAGAGCAGGAGCCCGGAUUCCUGCAGGGCAGAUCCUGGGUCUCCUUUCUCUCCAGGUGCAGUGCUAGACCAGGAGGCAUCACUCAGCGCUGAAGAUCAGACCGAGAUCCAGGAAGAGGAGGAGGACGAGAAAGAAGUUCCCUCGGCUGCUGUUGAAGAAGCUGGAUCUGUGCCCGAGGUUCAGAAAACGCAGCCGGAAGAACCGGCAGAGCCCGCGGACGCCGUGCACGCGACCCCAGAGAAGUACCUGGAGUCCACAGAUGAAGACCUCAUCGCGGCUGUGAAGGCCGCGCAAAUCGCGCAACCGGUGAUGGCAGAGGCCGUCGCCGAUGCUAAACCGCACAUCGUGCCCAAGGAUGAGAGUGGCGCCGCUGUAUCCAAGGCACCAGCGGCCCCAGGCAGGAAAGCUCAGAGAGUUGCCCCCACUGCUACCGCUGCUCCUCCCCCCAAGGCCGACGCUAAAUUUCCAAAAGCUCCCCCAAAAGGGGCUCCCCCGGGCCGAAAACCAAAUGUUCCAGGUGCUCAAAACAAAGCUAAGGCCCCUGCUGGAGCAGAGAAAGAGGCUGCCGAUAAGAAUGCUAAGACAACUAAAACAACUACACCAGCCAAAGCUAGACCCACCUCUACCCCCAACCGACCCUCUUCUGUCACAACCGCCCCCUCGAAAAAACCCUCGGCUUCCUCCACACCUGCGUCCUCCACUAGCAGGCCUACCUCAAUGUCCACUAAACCCAGCGGUGCGGGAGCCAGAGAGCCCAGGCCGGGGACCGGGGAUGGCAAGACUACCCACCCCAAGGCACCAGGUGGCACUAAACCCCAGGCAAAGGCUGUUGGGAAGACACCCCCUCCUGGGGCACAGACAGCUGCUUCAAAGGCAGAGCACAGGAAACCUGGACCUGCAAAAACUGACAAAGAUUCUCCCAAGACGCCCGACCGCAGCGGGUACAGCAGCCCCAGCACGCCCAAGUCUCCCUCCAGUCGCGCCAGCGCCCCCGGGCAGCCGCAGGCCAAGGAGGUGAAGAAGGUGGCGGUGGUGCGCACCCCGCCCAAAUCCCCGGGCUCCCUGAAGAGUCGUCCACCUGUGCCUUUGGCCCCCAUGCCAGACCUGAAGAAUGUCAGGUCAAAGAUUGGCUCCAUCGACAACAUCAAGCAUCAGCCUGGAGGAGGAAAGGUGCAAAUACUCGAUAAGAAGGUUGACUUCAGUAACGUUCAGUCUAAGUGUGGCUCCAAAGCCAAUAUCAAGCAUACCCCUGGGGGCGGCAAUGUGCAAAUUCCUAAUAAGAAGAUCGACUUGUCUAAUGUUCAGUCUAGGUGUGGCUCCAAAGACAAUAUCAAGCAUGUCCCUGGAGGUGGUAAUGUUCAAAUUGUUCACAAAAAGAUUGAUUUGAGCAAUGUGCAAUCCAAAUGUGGCUCUAAGGAUAACAUUCACCAUAAACCUGGUGGAGGCAACAUUGAGAUCAAAAAUGAGAAGCUGGAUUUCAAGGUGCAGUCUAAGAUCGGCUCCCUUGACAACAUCGGACAUGUUGCCGGCGGUGGCAACAGGAAGAUUGAGUCGCAUAAGCUGAGUUUCCGCGAGCAGGCAAAAGCCCGCACCGACCACGGAGCAGAGAUCGUCUGCAAGUCCCCCACCAUUUCAGCGGACGGCUCGCCCCGUCGCCUCAGCAACGUGUCCUCCUCUGGCAGCAUCAACAUGACAGAUUCUCCGCAGCUCUCCACGCUAGCGGACCAAGUCUCCGCCUCCCUCGCCAAACAGGGCCUGUGAUCCCCUGUUCCCGAUAGGAUUCCUACUGAGUGAACAACAGAACAAAAAAAAAAAGAAGAAAAAAAACACCCCCCCCUCUCUCUCUGUCUUUCUUUCUCUCUCUCUCUCCCUCCUUCCUUUCAAUUAAGCCGGAUUUUCUAACUGGGCUAUCAGAGCAGUCCUCCCUUUUUAUGCUCUCACCGAUCAAUUUCUAGGGCAUGACAAUUAGAACCCGAUUUUAAAAUGUCCAUUGCAGUAAAUACGUUAGUAAUGCUACUCUGUUUGAUACCCUGUAUGAAUAUGUUAGGGUGCAUUGAUCCUCCAAAUUUACAGUUCAGUGUCGGUACUGCACAGACUCCUCCAAUAGCUCCUUGCAUAGUGUUAGUCUCAACAUCAGUCUGAGGUUGCUGGUCAUCAUAUUAUGACUGUUAUUUACAACUCUGGUUUUGUAUAUGUUGCAAAAACAAUUAACUCUCAAAAGUAAUUUAAGUCAUAUUACAAUGCUAAAUGAGUAUGACCAAGCUCGAGCGACAACCUGAGGUAGGAAUCAUUAAACUAAUUCAUCACUGAAAAGCACUAAACGGCCUGUGAAGAGAAGAAUGAUAACUAUUCCAGUCAGUGCGAAAAUAUAAUCAGAAAUUAGAAAGAAAAUCAUGCCUAGAUGCAUAUGACAAAAAAAGGGCAGUUAUAGCCAUUGACAAUGGCGCUUGUAAGUUACCGUACUGAAGAAGGUUUUACUUUUGCUUGUCGCUACAUUUUCAAGCCUAAUUGAGUGAGGUGUCAAACGUGUCUUACAUGAAUAAAUAAUUAAUUAUUUAGUAUUGACCCAACAUCACAAUGAUUCUCGAACUAUACCAAGUUCUCUAUUAAUUAACGCCUUUAAAAAGAAACCAAUUUGAUCUCAAAAUGGGCCCUAACUUAAUGUUUUCUUCUUAAUCCUGGUCAUCAUGAACAUCAACAGUGCCGUUAAUGUCAGAUUUGGUGUUGAGAGUGCCAAAUAACCCUCUGCAGUUUCACUUUGGGGAUCUGAUCUGAAUCUAGAAAAAAAAUCAUGAAGAUAUGUAGGGAGGAAGUUUUACCAAUAUGAUGAUCACAACAGAAGAUAUUUUCCAACUAGGAGCUGAUAACAGGGUUCUUUCCUCUGGCUUUUUUACAUAGCUUGGACGCUUGCCAGGACAGUGGCAUCUCGUUCCCUUAUUUUAAAUAGAGGCAUAUGGACAGGGGUCUGUUAUCUAACCGUGAUUCAGAGAAGUGAAUGUUGGAACGCUCCUGGCAAGAUGUUUCCAGAACAGAUUGGCUGUAUUUAAUGGAAUUAACAGUGGGGAAAGCAAGUGCACAAUUUGUAUCAACCUCUUAAACAGAUAAGCAGAAUGCUAUGUGGAUUUUCUAUAAUGCAAGUCACUUGUCCCCAGAAAACUGUCCAUUGAAAAGCUGGCAAGGCUGUAAAGCUCAAUUAGCGGGAAAGCCUCCUGCAUUUAUACUUUUAUAGUUGAAGGCUGCAUGUCAGCUCAGAAUUCGGAGCCUGUGUCCCUCGGAGAGCAGGUUUGCUGUGCAAGUGCCGUGUCUGUGUCUAUACACAGAAACACACUUUGGGCAGCAUUUUGGAAAUCUGUCAGCACAGAGCAUAACAAAUUCUUAUGCUUACUUCCACCUGUAGUCUGCUGUAGUGAUCUGAGUAUUUAAUACUCUCCCACCCAUUUUUAGAUUUUUGUCAAAGCCCAUAUAAAUGCUAUGUAAUGAUAUGUACACUGAUUAAUGACAUGGGAUUGGAAAAAGUUGGUGUAUUGUAUAGAAAUAUAGCUAGAAUACAGUUAGGAAGCUUGCUACCUUGCACAUAGCUAGCUAGCAGGCAAUAAUGAGGUAUGCUUCGAGUGCCGUCUACCUAGGUACUCUGUGCUACCUUUAUUAUGGGCCUUUUCACCGAUCUAGCUAGCUUGCUAACAUCAUGCAGCAUGGGUAUCAGACAACGAAAAAACAAGAUGAUUUUCAUUAAAUUGAUAACAUUGAUUCUAUGUAGCUAGCUGGAUUAAUCUAGAUCUAAUGUGACAGUUCAUUUAGCUUAAAAAAGUUUUAGCUAACAAUUGCAAUAGCUGACCCACUGACAGACUGUAAAAAGUAAAUAAUUGAGGUAAAAUGCUAAUUUAUGGUAAAAUACAUAAGUAUAUUUUUAACAAGCAACACAAAAUUUUAGAAAUUCACUUCAAAAUGAUUUAAUUCGGUUUAUCUCCCCUUCAAAUGUGUUUAGAAAAUUACUUAUUCACUAGCUACUACUGCCGCAUUCUGUUUGACAUGCAUAAAAUUGCAAUGGUCUGCCGUGCUUUUGUGGUUUCAGUUUAUCAUUUCACAUCAUUUAAUUAAUGGGAUUCAAGGAUCAUGGGGUUAGAAAGAAAAAUGUGUGGUUACCAUCAAGGGUCUGGGUGUAGUCAGAAGUGUACCACAGUUAUGAAUCCCAUAUUUUGAAAUCGAAUUGUUGUUUCACUGUAGAAAAGGGAAAGAUGGUCACUAAGUUAGUAGAAUUAGACACGCUGUGAAUUGUAUCAGUUUUUUUUAACCAGUUAGAAAGUACGUAGCUGUCCAUCGGCGACUUAUUGCAAUAUUAGGACAAAAAAUGUGUGUUGUGGGUUAUUAACUUUGACAUUAAAUGGCAGUUGAAAGUUAUAUUUUCCUGAUAAUAUCGAUUUGUCACCAUUAAGUCAUUGUGUGGGAUAUGGAUAUUUGGUGGCAUCUGUUCAUGAGGAGGCAACUGUUGCAAAACCCAAUUUAUAAGAUGCAUACAGUAAGACAGUCUGCAUUUAAUAAUUAUGAAAUCCAACAAAUUUUACAUGAUAUCAGUGAAAAAGAACAAGGGGCUUGACAGAGCAAAGCAAAAGGAACUAAGGAAGUUGAGUAAUUUGUUGUGAAGAUUUGACUUUUAAAGAAAGCAAAGAUGUUAUUAUAAGUACAAGGACAUUUCCAUCACUAAUGGUUUUCAUGGGACGCUAUGGGACAUGCCAGUGACUUUACCUUUACCAAAAAAAAAACCCUCAAACCCCUUCCCUGACAGUUCUUAACAAGGAAAUUAAUAUUCUAAACAAUCAAAGGAAAUAUGAAAAACAGUUAGGGCUUAAAAUUCAGCUUAUGUUGUGCACCUUUUUUGCCUAAUAGUAUUCUGUGGAUGUGAGAUGUUACUGAUAUUAACACUUGAUUCUAAUUGUGCCUGCAGGCAAUCUUCUUAAAUUAUUUUAUUUCCAUCAGCGCUCUUCUGUAUAUUCCUUUUUAAGGUGAUUAGUCCACACACAGGACUCUUUUCAAAUAUCUGACAAGUCUUGACAUCUAGAAAGGACAAACUAUCUACAUUUUCUUCUCUCUUCUCUAACAUGAACAAGGACAUAAGUGUGUUAAAUUGUAAUAUACUUGAAAGAAAGACGUGCUACAUGAAGGACUGGAUUAAUAAGAAGUGUAUGUGUCAGUCAGCUGAACAAUUGAGUAAAUGAUGAAUUAGUGUGCCAUUGCCAAUUCUGCACCGUUAAAGAGACUUCCUCUAGGACACAGUAUUCGGUAAUGUCCAACCCCUUUUUAGAAAGAUGACAGCCUUCAGCGUUAAUGGCGGAUCUGAAUCCCAAGUCAUUACUGUCCUCUGGACCUGCUGUGCUCUCCACCCAAAAGCGCCGAGAUGCAUAGCACUGCUCCACGGCUCUUCUGUCAGGAACUCCCCUCUAAAAUGGCACAAUAAUACACAUGAUCUCACCCAGAUUCAUGGGACACACAACACCAGGCUCAGGUCCAAGCAAAGUCAAAAGGAAAAGCCUAUAAGUCUUUCCGUAACUUUCUUCAGAAAGCCCAAUGGCUGUGCAGUGCGAUUUCUUUGAGUAUGACGAGAACUUUUUUUUGGUAGAAAUCACUGCGCUUGUAGCAAGGACUAAAUAGUCAUGCUAAUGUUAGUUGCAUGCAUACAAGGUAAAUUAUAGUGUAUACUGCCUUCUCUUCCCCUGAUACUUUCAGUGUAUCCUGUAAUCUUGAUGCCGCUAGGAUAUCUAUGUAAAAGUAAAUGCGGAUAGGAGUAAAACCUGAAUGGCAACCCGUUGCCUUCUUGGCAUAGAUGGUAACAUUUGGGACUUGUUAAUGAAACUUGCCUAGGGUGUAUCUGAUUGAAAUGGCAAAAUAAGCUUGGGAAUGAAGACAAUGUUUUAAGCAUGCAACACAUCCAUUAGCAUGUUAGCCCUUUUUUCUUUUCACCAGUUUCACCAAAAUCUCAACAUCUUGAUCUGUUACUGUCUGCAGUCUGUACAUUACUGAAUCAGAUGGGUGUUAAUAUAGCUAGAAAAAGAACGUGGACUGUGUGUUGAGAAGCUGUAUGUUAAAGGACAGGGUAUGGGAAUGUUUCAGUCUUAAACAGUCAAAGAAAAACUGGUAUGGGAAGUCAGCUCUGUCAAGCUUUUCAGUGUUGUACAUUUUAUUUUUCGCUUUUACCUCUUGGAAGUUUAGAAAAGGUACUGCAGUUCUGAUCUCAUUGACUUUUUAGUUGUAAUUUCCUGUUUUUAUUGCGAUUCUUCAUUCUAGCUUGGCAAUUGUGAUUGUCCAUAUCGUAAUUGUGCGUUUUAUUAACUGGUUUACACUGAUACUCGUUGCUGUAAACGUGCAUUUGCAAAUAAAGUCGGUAUU
This is a messenger RNA of Megalops cyprinoides (Indo-Pacific tarpon), 7311 nucleotides long. It is a transcript of the gene maptb, whose product is annotated as microtubule-associated protein tau b. The record is from RefSeq and is a predicted model, not a curated record. Gene Ontology annotation, biological process: neuron projection development; microtubule cytoskeleton organization. Gene Ontology annotation, molecular function: microtubule binding. Lineage: Eukaryota; Metazoa; Chordata; Actinopteri; Elopiformes; Megalopidae. Bases 97 to 2691 code for a protein of 864 amino acids. The transcript is spliced from 14 exons. Gene Ontology annotation, cellular component: neuron projection.